Molecule: messenger RNA, 1100 nt
Organism: Rhipicephalus sanguineus (brown dog tick)
Lineage: Eukaryota; Metazoa; Arthropoda; Arachnida; Ixodida; Ixodidae
Exons: 3
Coding region: 62-502 (146 amino acids)
Source: RefSeq, a predicted model, not a curated record
UUUUCUGUCUCUCCCCAACAGCCACUUCCCUACCACCUUUCCAACAAGCAUAGAAGUCCUCAUGACAGUAAAUCACUCAUGCACGACACAUCGAUCACUGUCGGAGCGAAGCCUGCAGCGUGACAGCUCAAUGGUUAGUGUGGUGCAUUCGAAACCAGGCCACCAAGACAUCAUCUCCAUCCCCAAGUCCCGCUUCAUUGUUGUGGCCGCACUGCUUACCUUUGUGAUGGUAGCCUGCCUUUGCAUCACCAUAUACUCUUUCUCUGUACCUGCAGAGCACGACCACAUGCAAGGAAACCAAUCCACCAAGUCGGCAAGCCCAAACCAGAAUAUGCAGUCUUCGUCAAGCCCAGCUGUUGGUGGCAAUACAACUACAGUCGCCACCCCAGGUGCUGCAUCAAAUGCUUCCCAAAGAGCACGAGCCCAGUAUGACGCCCCACUUCUACAUCAACGGACAGACAUUAACGUCCCGCAAAGCCGGCCACGUAUUGUGAUCUUGUAGUCUGGAAUGCCAUUGAACUCUGGAAAUUUGUUGGUUAAUGGGCAGAUUAUUCUAUUACUAGGGAAGAACUGCUCCAUAAAGUAGUUUAAAACGCAUAAACGGGGUGGAGGGAUGGUGAAAAGCAAGCUUGUGGCACGCUUUAGUACAGAAAACCUACAGUGCUUGCCUAUUGAUGAGAAAGGUUGCUGCCUCUACAAUUGUACAGCCGUACCUGCACAAUGUGAAUAACACAAACUCCAGCACCACUUGUGGUUCGUUCUUACGAAAUGCAUAAACAUAAACGUUGGAUGUUCAAAAGUGAAGCUUCAGCACUUAUGGCUGGUUUUUACAAAAUGCACGAACAUAAAUUCAGAAGUGCAAUAUACAAGACAAGCUGAAAACGAGGCGGGAAACAAGUGCUCAUUGCUUUCAUCUUUGGCAGUGAAACGAUUUCACUGAAAACGAUGUAAACAUAACUGCAAGUGCAAGAAGCUUCAGUCAUGAACUUAAGGAAGGUCACAAACUUGCAUAUUAGUUAUCAACAAUGCAAUGGCAGUGUUCACGUCUCUUGCACAACUGCUACAGCACUUUUCUCCCCAGAAGGCCACGUACAAGCAUU